Mangifera indica (mango) is the source of this 2117-nucleotide messenger RNA. RefSeq names its product U4/U6.U5 tri-snRNP-associated protein 2-like. The transcript has 10 exons. The record is from RefSeq and is a predicted model, not a curated record. Gene Ontology annotation, molecular function: cysteine-type deubiquitinase activity; zinc ion binding. NCBI's taxonomy places the organism in Eukaryota, Viridiplantae, Streptophyta, Magnoliopsida, Sapindales, Anacardiaceae. Gene Ontology annotation, biological process: mRNA processing; protein deubiquitination; spliceosomal complex assembly. The coding region runs from base 170 to 1873 and encodes 567 amino acids.
GUAUUUCCGUGGCUCUCCAACGCCUCUGACAAUCAGCCGGAAUUUUCUGGUCAUCACUACCGAAAAAUCUUGGUAUCAUUGUCGCACUUCGGUUCCAUAGUGAAGCCGACGAACCAUUCACGUCAUUUGCCGUUCUCCGACGCGCCACCGUCCUGAGUGUAAUUGGAAGAUGCCCAGGAAGAGGGAAAAUGAUGCUAGCGGGAUUGAAGAUGGGUAUUCAAAGAAGCUAAAAGUGGCAGAAGAUCAGUCAUCGCCAUCCCCUUCUCGCCUUGGUUUUGAGAACCCACUAUUACCCUUAGCUAACACAUAUGAUGAUGAUGAGGAGGAUGAGGAAGAAAAUGGGAGAAGGGUACUUAAUGCUGAUGGUGGAGGAUACAGUAGAGCCAAGGAUGAACGAAAUGGUAAUGGAGCUCAAGAAGAUGGGGAUGAUGAGGAUGAGGAUGACUAUGGUGAUCAGGGGAUUGGUCAAGGGAAACGAAACAGAGUUGUUGAAUUGCGGAGGGACUGCCCAUAUCUUGAUACUGUUAAUCGUCAGGUUUUGGAUUUUGAUUUUGAGAAGUUUUGCUCUGUUUCACUGUCAAACUUGAAUGUGUAUGCUUGUUUGGUUUGUGGGAAGUAUUACCAAGGAAGAGGACAGAAGUCCCAUGCAUAUACUCAUAGUUUGGAAGCAGGCCACCAUGUCUAUAUCAACCUUCGAACAGAGAAAGUUUAUUGUCUUCCUGAUGGAUAUGAAAUUAAUGACCCAUCAUUGGAUGAUAUCCGUCAUGUGCUAAACCCAAGGUUUACCGAGGAACAAGUAGAACAGCUCGACAAAAAUAAGCAGUGGUCUAGGGCAUUGGAUGGUUCAGACUACCUGCCAGGAAUGGUGGGUUUGAAUAACAUUAAGGAGACUGAUUUUGUGAAUGUCACAAUUCAGUCCCUAAUGAGAGUUACUCCAUUGAGAAAUUUCUUUCUUAUGCCUGAAAACUAUCAACACUGUAAAUCUCCACUUGUCCAUCGAUUUGGAGAACUCACAAGAAAGAUUUGGCAUGCUCGAAACUUUAAAGGACAGGUGAGCCCACAUGAAUUUCUGCAAGCAGUUAUGAAAGCCAGUAAAAAGCGUUUUCGUAUAGGCGCACAGUCCAAUCCUGUUGAAUUCAUGUCAUGGCUUCUUAACACACUGCAUGCAGAUCUUAGAACAUCAAAGAAAAAUACCAGUAUCAUCUAUGACUGCUUUCAGGGGGAAUUGGAGGUUAUCAAGGAGAUUCCUGGUAGUGCAAUCACCGAGAAGAAAGAAAAUGGUGAUGACCAUAGUACUUCUCAAAUAACUGAUGGUGGAAGUGAACAUAGUACUAUUGUGACAGAAACUUCUAGAAUGCCAUUCCUGAUGCUUGGCUUGGAUUUGCCACCACCGCCUCUUUUCAAAGAUGUGAUGGAAAAAAAUAUCAUUCCUCAGGUUCCAUUAUUUAAUAUAUUGAAGAAGUUUGAUGGGGAAAUGGUGACUGAGGUUGUUCGUCCUCGGGUGGCAAGGAUGAGAUAUCGUGUCACGAGAUUACCACAAUAUUUGAUCCUUCACAUGCGGCGCUUCACAAAGAAUAACUUUUUUGUGGAAAAGAAUCCUACUUUGGUCAACUUUCCUGUGAAAAAUUUGGAAUUGAAGGACUACAUUCCUUUGCCAACACCGAAAGAGAAUGAGAAAUUGCGUUCCAAGUAUGAUUUGAUUGCCAAUAUUGUUCAUGAUGGUAAACCUGAGGAGGGAUUCUACAGGGUUUUUGUGCAGCGGAAGUCAGAAGAAUUAUGGUACGAGAUGCAGGACCUGCAUGUUUCAGAAACUCUUCCUCAAAUGGUUGCACUCUCUGAGGCUUAUAUGCAGAUAUAUGAGCAGCAGCGAUAGAAAAGAAUUGAGCCUCCAAUGGUGAAUGUUAAAUUUGACUGCUUCAAGUUGCUAUUUAGACGAGUUCAAAUUUGUGUAUUUGAGGAAGUAUAAAAAGACUGAAAAAGGUGUCGACUCUUUUGGGCUAGCAGAUAUGUCAUUGUAGAAGCAGUGCCCUUAGUUUAGGCUUAGAAAAAUGUUGAGAUCUUGUAGAAAUCAUUUAACACUUUAGUUUUAAUGCACUGGAAAUCAUUUGCUGCUUCAA